CAAAAAAAAACGUCUCUCUCUCUCUCUCCUCUUUCUCUCUCUCUCUUCCCCUCUCACCGUCGUGGAAUGGCAACACAAGGGGUGGCUCAGCCAUCGGCGAAGAAACGAAGCUUCCUCCUCCGUGAUAUCUUCAAACUUUGCCGUUCAAUCUCAAGGGUUUUCCCUCGUGACAAACCUAAUCAUAUUCACAAGGCUAAUAAACACGAACGUAAGCUUCACACAGAAUCCAAACGCCAUGAAGAACACAGACUCAACGUCCCAAAUGAUCCAAACGCCUUCAAUUUCCAGCAACCAAAGGCGGUGGCGAAUAAGGUGGAAGGUGUGAGUCUUUGCAAGGUUCGUAGCUAUAGAUUCGACGACAACACGAAUUUCGCUGGGAGCAAGAAGCCGAUAUCUCUUUCAAGAAGUUGCAGCCAGAACACGGCCAGGACGAAUCCGAAUCCGACAAUGCGGAGAUUAUCGUUUGUAGGAAGGAGCAAAAGCAUCAGCAACAGGACGGAUUCAGCUGGAUUUAUGCCGACACUUAUGAGAUCGACGAGCACGGUGCCAAGGAGCUUAGCAAACCCAAUCUUGUACUCGAGCUCAUCCGCGAAAGUGGCUAAACCUCAACCAACAGAGAAGAAACUAAGAUGCACGCUCGAGGAGCUAUGUAACGGAUGCACUAAGAAGAUCAAGAUCAAGAGAGAUGUGAUUACAACCUCAGGACAAAUGAGCGAGGAGGAAGAGACGGUGGAGAUAAAGGUGAAACCGGGAUGGAAAGGAGGAACGAAAGUAACAUUCGAAGGAAAAGGAAACGAAGCCAUGGGGAGUGUACCAGCUGAUUUGACAUUUGUGAUAGUCGAGGAAGAGCAUAAGGUGUUUAGAAGAGAAGGAGAUGACCUAGAAAUGUCUGUUGAAGUCUCUCUUCUCGAAGCGUUGACGGGAUUCGAGCUCACUGUUGAUUUACCUGACGGUGACAACAUGAGGUUGAAGAUAGAGGACAUUAUCGACCCUGGAUAUGUUACAGUGGUUCAAGGCAAAGGUAUGCCAAAUCCAAAGGAGAAAGGGAAGAAGAGAGGAGAUUUGAGAAUUCGGUUUCGGACUAAGUUCCCACAGAAACUUACAGAUGAUCAAAGGGCAGAGAUUCAGAGCAUUCUUCAAGAUUCUUCUUGAUCGGUUUGCUAGUUGUCUUUCUUUCCCUUUUUAAGGGAGCUUUUACAACAUGGUUAGAUAAAAAGUUGAAAGAGACUCUUUAUUG
Eutrema salsugineum is the source of this 1237-nucleotide messenger RNA. RefSeq names its product protein psi1. NCBI's taxonomy places the organism in Eukaryota, Viridiplantae, Streptophyta, Magnoliopsida, Brassicales, Brassicaceae. Gene Ontology annotation, cellular component: cytosol. Bases 67 to 1152 code for a protein of 361 amino acids. The record is from RefSeq and is a predicted model, not a curated record. The transcript is spliced from 3 exons. Gene Ontology annotation, molecular function: protein-folding chaperone binding.